This is a messenger RNA of Pyricularia pennisetigena, 1608 nucleotides long. RefSeq lists its product as uncharacterized. Lineage: Eukaryota; Fungi; Ascomycota; Sordariomycetes; Magnaporthales; Pyriculariaceae. The record is from RefSeq and is a predicted model, not a curated record. Gene Ontology annotation, molecular function: catalytic activity. The coding region runs from base 1 to 1608 and encodes 535 amino acids. The transcript is spliced from 2 exons.
AUGUCGGUUUUCUUCAAAGACGUGUCAGAAAACAACCCUAUCAAACCAGGCGAUGUCGAGGCUCUCCUCGCACCCUACGGCCUGACUAUCCCGUCUUCAGAAUCGGCAGACUACACUCUACUUCUGGCCGGAGUUCACGAGGUUGCGGAGCGUAUCUCCGCUCUGCCAGACUACCAGCCCGUCCCUGACACCAAACGCUUCCCCCGCCAGCACGUUCGCCGGCCAGAUUCCAAGGAGCAGGAGUUCGGCGUCGCAUGGGCACAUCGGUUCCUGAUCCAGGGCGACCGGUCUGCACAAUCUGCCGUCAAAGCCAAGACGGUCUGUCUGAAAGACUGUAUUGCUGUUGCCGGCGUCCCACAGCUCCUCGGGUCCGAUGCACUGCCACCGUGGACGCCGAGUACCGAUGCGACUGUAGUGACGAGGCUACUGGAGGCUGGCGCCGACAUUCUUGGUACAUCAACCUGCGAGCAUUUUUGCAACUCAACGGCUUCAUUCACCUCUGCGCAGGGCACCAUCGACAAUCCCCAUGCAGUCGGCUACUCUGCCGGUGGGAGCACGUCGGGUGGCGCAGCUCUUGUUGCGGCUGGCAGCGUCAACAUUUGCAUCGGCACUGACCAGGGCGGAAGUAUCCGUGUGCCCUCAGCGCUGUGCGGUUGCGUGGGGCUCAAGCCCACUCAUGGACUUGUUCCGUUUACCGGUUUCUCGACCGGGGAUGCCAUCGAUGACCACGCGGGCCCUAUUGCGAUGUCGGUGGAGGACGUUGCCGCCUGUCUUGACGUCAUUGCCGGGUAUGAUGGGAUUGAUGAUCGAUCCCUGGGUGCUGGGCGUCCUGGGUCGUACAACUUCCUUGAGACACUGAGAAAUACACCAUCAGAUAAACCUCUUGCCGGCAUCAGAGUCGGUCUUGUGAAGGAGGGCUUCGAAUGCAGUGUCAUGCGACCUGAAGUCGCCGCAAUGGUCUUGGCCGCUGCUCACAAACUCGAAAAGCUCGGAGCAAACGUUGAGCAGGUUUCCGUUCCUCUGCAUCUUGAAGGACCGUCGAUUUGGACAAUCCAACAACGGAUAGCAGGGUCUCUGGCUAUCAUGGGGAAAGCAACAGGCCGUAGGGGCUUGGGUCUCACCGAGUUUGAACAAGCGAGACUGCCGUGGACUGAUGACAACUUUCAGAAGAUGUUUCACUCAACCAAAAACACCGUCAUCAAUGGCAUGUACCUCGCCGACAAGUUCCCUGGCUUAUACGGCAAGGUAGUCAAUAUCGGCCGGCAGAUUCGAGACGCGUAUCAAGAUGUGCUUGCCACAUACGACAUUCUGGUGAUGCCGACCACGCCUUUUGUAGCGCCAAGACAUGGCAUCAGGGGCUCUGUUCUCAAGUCUUUCGAGCCCACUAUCGGACUGACGAGUAACACGGCCAUAUUCAACGUCACUGGUCACCCGGCCUUGACAAUUCCAGUCGGUACGCUGCCAGCAGUCGACAACACAGCCGUGAAUUUGCCAGUGGGUAUGCAGAUUGUUUCUGGUCUGUGGGAAGAGAACAAGGUGCUCAAGGUCGGGUGGGCAUGGGAGAAGGCGUUUGGAACGGCCGCAACGGCGACUUCGGGCUGUCCGUAA